UGUUCUCCCUCUCCAUUCGACGGCGGCAGAAUUCUGUGACUGCGACUUUAGGGUUUAGGAGAUUUGGUGGGAAGGAUCAUCGGUUUUAAGCAAUGUCUCCGGCCAAAGUUGAUAGCACCAAAAAGGUCGAUCCCAAGGCCCAAGCCGUGAAGGCUGCAAAGGCCGUGAAAUCUGGCCAGAUCGUUAAGAAGUCGGCAAAGAAGAUAAGGACUAAGGUGACAUUCCACAGGCCAAAGACAUUGACAAAGGCGAGAAACCCUAAGUACCCACGAAUCAGCGCACCACCGAGGAACAAGUUGGAUCACUACCAAAUCCUAAAGUAUCCUCUAACCACCGAAUCUGCGAUGAAGAAGAUUGAGGACAACAACACCCUUGUGUUCAUCGUUGACAUCCGUGCUGACAAGAAGAAGAUCAAGGACGCGGUCAAGAAGAUGUACGACAUUCAGACAAAGAAAGUCAACACCUUGAUCAGGCCCGAUGGAACAAAGAAGGCGUAUGUGAGGCUCACUCCUGAUUACGAUGCUUUGGAUGUGGCUAACAAAAUAGGCAUCAUCUAAGCUGUUGUCGCUGCAAUAUCUCUUUUAAACAUUGAAUCAGUUUUGUUAGAGAAUUAUAUGUUUUCAUUACAUCAUGUGAUCAAGUGUGUGACGAGAAAUGACCAUACGUUCUCAUUUCAUUUGCUUCAUCGUUUCAAGGCGUCUCUUU
Molecule: messenger RNA, 705 nt
Organism: Tarenaya hassleriana
Lineage: Eukaryota; Viridiplantae; Streptophyta; Magnoliopsida; Brassicales; Cleomaceae
Product: 60S ribosomal protein L23a-2-like
Exons: 4
Coding region: 93-557 (154 amino acids)
Biological process (GO): translation; ribosomal large subunit assembly
Cellular component (GO): cytosolic large ribosomal subunit; ribosome
Molecular function (GO): structural constituent of ribosome; rRNA binding
Source: RefSeq, a predicted model, not a curated record